This is a messenger RNA of Pochonia chlamydosporia 170, 8148 nucleotides long. RefSeq names its product SpvB domain-containing protein. Bases 1 to 8148 code for a protein of 2715 amino acids. The transcript has a single exon. The record is from RefSeq and is a predicted model, not a curated record. Gene Ontology annotation, cellular component: cytoplasm. Lineage: Eukaryota; Fungi; Ascomycota; Sordariomycetes; Hypocreales; Clavicipitaceae.
AUGGACCCUCAUCAGGCUUCAUCAGGGCCGACUCCCUCCGGGGCAGCUUCGUCAAGUACAGCUGGACAAAGCACCAGCACGUCGCAAGCCCAAGCAGCAGAUGACAAUGGAAGCCGGAAAGGGAAGAACCCGUUGCCCUCGAUCAAUUUGCCCAAAGGUGGUGGAGCGAUUCGCAGCAUUGGAGAGAAGUUUUCAGUGAAUUCAGUGACCGGAACAGCAUCAACCGAAGUACCAGUUCCCAUAAGCACAUCUCGGGGUGGUUUUGGCCCAACGCUGUCAAUUUCCUAUGAUUCGGGGUCCGGUAAUGGGCCAUUUGGUUUUGGGUGGCAACUAAAUGCCCCUUCAAUCACUAGAAAGACUGAUAAGGGUCUGCCGCAGUAUUUGGACGAAGAAGAAGGCGAUCUAUUUAUUAUCGCAGGAUCCGAAGACCUAGUUCCGGAUCUCGAUUUCAAAGAUGGUACAUGGUCGAGAAGCGACCCUGAUGUUGUUGAAACAGAAGGGACAAAAUUUGAAGUAAGACGAUAUCGUCCAAGGAUCGAAGGAUCAUUUGUUCGCAUUGAACGAUGGACGGAAUACCAGAGUCGGGAGAUUCACUGGCGCACAAUAACGGGAAACAAUGUGACGACAUUGUAUGGGGAUAGUUCUGCUUCCAGAAUCUCGGACCCAAUCUGCGCUCCUGGGAAAGCGCCUCGCACAUUCAAAUGGCUCAUGUCCGAGAGUUGGGAUGACAAGGGCAACUGGCUUGUGUAUGAGUACAAAGCAGAAGACUCGGCCAAUGUUGACAUUACCGCGGCCCAUGAGUCCUGUCGAACAGAGGCAACUCGGACAAGCCAAAGAUAUAUCAAAAGAAUAAAGUAUGGAAAUCGAACAUCUAGACUAGUGGGUAUCAAGACCGAGAAGCCGGAUUGGAUGUUUGAGGCCGUAUUCGACUAUGGAGAUCACGGCGGACAGUCGCCAACACCAAAGGAAUCACAGUUGUGGCCAGUUCGUCCUGACUCAUUUUCCAGCUACAGAUCAGCAUUUGAGAUUCGGACAUAUCGGUUGUGUCACCGAAUCCUUUUGUUUCAUCAUUUCCCGAAUGAGAAAGGAGUGGGAGCGGACUGUCUGGUGUCAUCAUUUGAGAUACAAUAUGUCCAGCCUGGGGAGCUUCAUCAGGCUAGUGAUAACAAGCGUGUUGCGUCAUUCGUAUCAUCGUUUACCUCCAGAGCAUAUCAGCGGCAGGGCACUGGAUACUUUAACAAGGCACUCCCUCCAAUUCAGUUCAAGUACAGUGAGCCAGAAGUGUCUUCCGAAAUAUGUGAUCUAAACAGCCGGGACCUCGCAGAGCUUCCCUUUGGCUUGGACGAUGCCAUUUCGAAGUGGAUUGACCUAGACAGCGAAGGGAUUCCAGGGAUAUUAACGAAACAAGGGGAUACAUACCAUUACAAAGCAAAUAUGGGCGGCUCAAACUUCUUUCCCAACAAACAAAUCGACCUGGCACCGGCUCCAGCUGCUUCAUCUGGAUCUAAAGAUCAGUGGAUGGAUCUUGCAGCGAGCGGUCAUUUGUCUCUAGUAAGAUUUGAUGCGCAUACUCCUGGAUUCUACCGCCGAGACUGGAACUACCCUGGUUCAUGGCAUCAAUUCAAACCCUUCGAGUCUCUGCCGAGCAACAUAUCUCUUUCUAAUGCAAUGCAAUUUCUGGACCUCACCGGAGAUGGGUUGACGGAUAUCCUGAUUGCGAAUGACGAAGUAUUUGUUUGGUAUCCUUCGCUCGGCGAAGCCGGCUACGGAAAUGGUCGCCCUAUCAAGACUCCAGUUCAUGAUAGGGAUGGCGCCAGGCUCCUUGUAUCCGACAAGUCAGAGGCAAUAUAUGUCGCAGAUAUGUCGGGAGAUGGACUGACUGACUUGGUCCGAAUUCGCCAAGACGAGGUAUGCUACUGGCCAAAUCUGGGAUAUGGGGAGUUUGGUCCCAAGGUUACGAUGGAUAAUGCGCCAUGUUUGGAUCUUCCUGAUUUGUUUCGUCAAGACCGGAUCCGACUCUUUGACAUUGACGGCUCUGGAACUACUGACAUCAUAUAUCUUGGCCGGGAGGAGGUGUUUUACUACCGCAAUGAGUCCGGAAACAGCUGGUCUGCCGGAUCAAAGAUCAUAGCAAUGCCGAUGCUAGACAAUGCCUCCCAACUUCAAGUCGUGGAUCUGUUCGGCAGAGGAACAGGCACAUUGGUCUGGUCGUCUACUCUACCCUCAGACAGAGGUCGACACAUACGAUAUAUUGACUUGAUGGGAAAUCAGAAACCACACCUUCUCACACACCAAACAAACAAUCUCGGAGUAGAGAGCAAAAUAUUCUACAAAACAUCCACAGAAUAUUAUCUCCAGGACAAACUUGCGGGAAGACCCUGGUUGACCCGUCUUGCCUUUCCGGUCCAGGUGGUAGAGCGCCAGGAAACAUAUGACUAUGUCAGCAAAAACAAGUUUGUUUCUCGUUUUAUCUAUCACGAUGGGUAUUACGACUGGUUUGAGAGAGAGUUCAGAGGUUUUGCAAUGGUUGAGAAGAUUGACACUGAGGAAUUCGCUGCAUUUAGUGAAUCCUCUCAGUUUCCUGAAGCUUCGAAUACCGACGAAAGAUCUCAUGUACCACCAAUCCUUACAAAGUCAUGGUUUCACACAGGAGACAUGCAAGAUGCUUACCGCAUAUCCAAAUCCUAUGAGGAGCAAUACUAUCGCGAAGCUGGCUUAACUGAUGAAGAAUACGAGAGCAUGCUGUUACCGGAUACUGUUCUGCCCACCGAUGUUAGAGCAUUUGGAAGAUUCAUUGAUCAUGACUUUUCCACGGACGAGAUACGAGAGGCCUGUCGUUCACUAAAAGGGAAACCACUUCGGACUGAAACCUACGCAUUGGACGGCUCUGAGGCAGAAGACAGACCUUACAGUGUAUCUGAGUCAAAUUACUCCAUCAUGGCAAUGCAGCCAAUUGGACCAAAUAAGAAUGCCGUUUACCUCUCAUAUCCGCGAGAUUCGCUUUCCAUUACCUAUGAACGUGAAGAAUUCAAGUCUGGCAAAGAUGGUCGGACAAUGGCAGAUCCUCGCGUCAGCCAUUCCGUGGUGCUUCGUACAGACGAGCUCGGACAAGUUCUACUCUCAGCUUCAAUUGUAUACGGGCGUCGUCAUCAAGAUCCAUCGGCUUUCUUUACUGAUCGAGAUCGCGAUGAGCAGAGGAAAAUGGAAAUUACUUUCACAGAGACAAAUUACACAAACAUGAUCUGGGAUAAGACCUCGUACAGGCUACCAUUGUCAUACGAGAACCGGACGUAUCAGCUACUCAAUUUUCAAUCACAGCUAUGUCUGUCGGGAGUUGUAGCUACUUUGCAGCGCGAUAAAGUUCAUCAAACCAUACUGAUGGCUUCAGACGGGAAGCAUGACGUUCCCUAUGAAGAUUACGAUGGAAGUAGUGCUCAUGGGCACCAUGCACAUCGCCGCUUGCUCAAGCACAGUCUGUCUACAUUUCGGUCGAAUGAUUUCACACAUGAGCUUCCGCCGGGAGAACUGCAAUCCCUGGCCGUUUCGUACAUGUCCUAUGACAAAAGUAUUAGUGCUGAAUACGCGAAGAAAGUCUAUGUUGACUCAGGAAAGUUUGACAAUGAGGACCAACUGAAAGAUGCGAUGAGUGCAGGCGGCCAUGUACAUAUUAGUUCUCAGACUGACUGGUGGAUUCCUUCCGGAAGAGUCUUCUAUUCUCCUUCAGACUCAUAUAACUACGAAGAAGAACUGGAGCAUGCUAAGAAGCACUUCUUUAAUGCCCUACGGUAUCGAGACCCAUUCUACUCGACGACGAACAACACUGAGGUGUCUAUCACGUAUGAUGAUUAUGACCUCUUGGUACUGGAGUCAAAAGAUGCCCGGGGUAAUCGAAUCACGGCUGGCAUCCGGAAUCUUGAUCCAGAACAACCUAUCGUUCAGUCAGGGCUGGAUUACCGUCUACUAAAGCCCAUCCUGGCUAUGGAUCCUAACAGAAAUUGUACAACACUAGUCCAUGAUGUGCUUGGUUACGUCGCAGGAUGCGCAAUCAUGGGAAAGCCUGAAAACGACGAAGGUGACAAUUUAGAAGGAUUCGAUCCAAAUUUGUCGGAUGAAGUCAUUCAAUCACAUUUUGCUUCUCCUCUUACAACAGGUCAGAGCCUUAUAGGAAAUGCCACUGUACGUUAUGUCUACGACAUAAAUGCAUUUUACAAACAUUUUGACCCGGAAACUCUGAAUGGGCCGCCGACACGCAUGUCGACUAUUGCUCGUAUGACACAUUCCUCAGAUCUAGUGGACGGGGAAGAGUCAAGAAUGAUGUAUAACAUUUCGUACUUUGAUGGUCUCGCCAGAACGAUCCAAUCAAAGUCAUAUGCUGGCCCUGGCUUGGUAGAUCGCAUUUCAGAGCCCAUUGCCGGAGGUUUAUCUGACACAUCAGAAUUAUCAGGAGGCGAAAAAUCAGGACAAAUCGUCCCACACAGAUGGAUUUGCAGCGGUUGGAAUAUCUUUAACAAUAAGGGGAGCCCUGUGCGCAAGUAUGAGCCGUUCUACUCGUCUACCGAGACAUACGAGUUCAAUGCCAAGUUUGGUGUGUCUGGGAUCAUGUUUUACGAUGCUUUGGGCCGUGUCGUCGCAACUUUGUUUCCUGAUCAUAGCUGGUCCAAGGCAGUGUUCGGACCUUGGAGCCAGCAGCAAUGGGAUGCUAAUGACACGGUAGACCGGAGCCCACUACAGGAUCCUGACGUUGGAGGCUAUUUCAAGAGACUAAUUCUGGCCGAAGGCGAGCAAACAGAAGCCGGCAGACAGUCACCAAAAUUCCAGACGUGGUAUGAGCAGCGUAUUGACGGAAGAAUGGGAACGCACGAGCAGGCAGCCGCAAGAAAAUCCGCUGUCCAUGCUGAAACACCAACUAUAAUCUUUCUUGAUUCAAUGGGGAGGGCAUUUCUUACCGUUGAGCAUAACAGAUGGUUGGCAAACAACCAGGGGAAAGCAGAUGGCAAAGGGAAACCACAAUAUGAAGACGAAUUCAUGCACGACAUCACCAUCUACGACAUCGAAGGCAACAAGCAUGCCAUCAUUGACAGCAAGGGUCGCAAAAUUCUCGAAUUCCACUGGGACAUGUCUGGCACAAAAGUCCAUCAAGCAUCUAUGGAAGCCGGCCACUUAUGGAUGCUCCACGACAUAAACGGGAAUCUAGUUCACGGAUGGGACAGCCGAAAGCAAAGAUUCCGCAACGUCUUUGACAACUUGCGCAGAUCAAUUGAGUCACAUCUUUGCCACGACGAUGAUCGAACAGAAAAGCUCGUGGAGCGCACCGAGUACGGCGAGUUCCUCCCGAACGCUGAGGAGAGAAACAUACGUACACGUCCGAUCCGUGUAUGUGACCAAGCUGGUACUGUGUCAACGGAUGCCUACGACUUCAAGGGAAAUGUUUUGGCCACGACGAGGCGUUUUGCGAAACAAUACAAAGGCACAUUGGACUGGGUGGACGAAGUUGUUCUCGAGGAUGAGAUGAUGAUACAUUCGAUGAGAUAUGAUGCCGCAAAUCGCAAAAUUGGAGAUACAACUGCUGAUGGAUCUAUCUUGAACUAUUACCAUAGUGACGUCGGUCUGAUUCAAAGCAUCAAGGUACAAGUAGCGGGCGCCCCUGAGCCAGUGGCAUAUCUGCAAGAUGUUGAGUAUAACGCUCGCGGGCAAAGAAUCUGGGUUCAGCAUGGCAACAAGACCGUCACAGCUAGUGCGUAUGACGAUUUCAGCUUUCGACUCAAGUCGAUCGUCACGUACAAAAACGUCCAUACAUCACCUCGAAAGCAAAAUCCCCAAAAGGACAAGAAAUGUGCAAAGGUACAGGAUUUAUACUACACAUACGAUCCGAUUGGCAACGUAACGCACAUUCAUGACGAUGUCCAGGACAUCAUAUACUUCCGAAACAAAAAAGUCGAUCCGUCAUCAGAUUAUGUCUAUGAUGCGGCGUAUCGCUUGAUUGAAGCCACCGGCAGAGAGCACCUUGGGCAGGCAAAUCAAGGCAUGGAAUCGCCUACCACCAGGUCCCCAGAGCAUUUCAGUACUGACCAUGCCCAUGACGACGGUUCGAUGGCACGAUACACAGAGAUAUAUGCGUAUGAUUCUACUGGAAACUGUUUGCGACUGCAUCAUAUUAGUGCCGACGAGAAGCGAGCAUCAUGGACGCGGCACUUCACGUAUCAAGAACCCAGUCAGCUGGAGCCUGAAAAGAUGUCUAACCGCCUGUCCGUCAUGAGAAUAGGAUCCAAGGAUCAUAUAUUCAAGUACGAAGGGUUGCAGGGAUCUUCUGGGAAUGUCACAUCUACAUAUAAUCUACCAUCUCUGAAUUGGGACUACAAAAACCAACUGGCGUCUACAUCGCGACGUGGAGGCGAAGGGGAGGAGUUCAAAGGAGAGAUCACAUAUUACAGGUACGACGCAAGAGGCCAAAGAGUAAGGAAGGUGACGGAAAAGAAGAUAGAGUCGUUUGAUGAAAAGUCAUCUGGCACUCCGACCGUGAAGCUCAAAGAAAGAAUCUACUAUGGGCCAUUCGAGGUGUUCCGGAGAUACAAGGGAGAUGGAAAGGAAAUAAAACUCGAGCGACAGACGCUUCAUGUCGCCGAUGAAGCUAAAAUGUUCGCCCUGGUUGAAACACGGACUAUUGGAGAAGAGAAGAACAUCCCACGUCAAGUUAUCCGUUACCAGCUUACCAACUCGACUGGGUCGGUUCAAGUCGAGCUGAACCAUGAGGGUGACUUGCUGUCCUACGAAGAAUACUCGCCCUUUGGGGACACCACGUAUUCAGCAUGGAAUGGAUCUCUGGGGUCACCCAAACGAUAUCGAUAUUCUGGUAAAGAGAAAGACGAAGAAAGUGGUUUAUACUACUAUGGUGCUCGAUACUACCUCACGGUCGCAAUGAGAUGGCUGAGCCCUGACCCUGGCGGGUGGAAAGACGGAUCAAAUCUGUAUCAAUAUGUAAAGUGCAAUCCGGUGAGCAAGACUGACUUCGCGGGUACGGAGGCAUCAUGGUGGAACCGUGCUGUAGGAGUUGCUACAGUGGUUGGUGGUGCUCUUGAAAUUGCAGCCGGAGCAGCAGGUCUCGCUGCUCCAACCGGUGUAACUCAAGUAUUGGGAGCUGUUGCCGUGGUUCACGGUGCCGAUACUGUCUGGGCAGGCUUAAAACAAGCGUACACCGGAGAAGAACAGAAGACAUUCACAGAGCAAGGGGCCACGAAGCUUGCGGAAGCAGCUGGCGCAAGUAAGGAGACGGCAGCAAAGAUCGGUAUGGGCGUGGACAUGGCCGUUGGAAUCAUCCCAGAUGCAGUGGGAUCGCUUGCCAAAAAUGGACCGAAACUUCUGUCGAAGGCUGGCAGCGCUUUGGAGAAGACGGGCUCUGCUCUGAAGUCGGCUGGAAAGGCGCUGGGAGAAGGAGGCUCUGCGCUCAAGAAGGUUGCAAUCGAAGCGGCUCACGAACUUGGCCGUACCGGAGCCGCUGUUCUUGAGAAGGGCAAAGGUGCCGUUGACGAAAUUGUCAAAGUAGUCAAGAACCCUGGAAUGGUGGUCACUGCCGUAGGUGACCACGGCAUGUCCAUGAUGAUGACAGUCUUUGACGAGGGCAAAGCUGCUGUGAAAGCCGUUGGUGGUGGUGGAGGAGGGAAAGGAAAUAUCUGGUUGUCACAAGCUGAACGGGGCUUGAAAGCGGCGGCCCAGAAGUUGGAGAAGGCCAGAGGAUGGGUGGGAGAGGUUGAAAAACAUCACAUCUUCCCCCAGGCACAGGAAUUCCGGGACAUGUUUAGGGCCGCGGGAAUCAACAUUCAUGAGUAUACGUUUGCCUUGAACAAGGCAGCCCAUCGUAUUAUUCAUGGUAAGCACCUGGAGGAGGCGGGACACCUGGCUUUGGAUUGGAAUAAGGCAUGGGAAACUUGGAUUCAGGGCUUGAAUGGGCGAGUUCCCGGGAAGGAGGAGAUAUUCAAGGCAGGCGAAGAGAUCAUGGAAAAGACGGGCGUUAUGGCGUAUUUUGAAGAGGGUGGAAAGGAGUGGAUUAAGUAUGAGAAACCGGCUUGGGUAAAGAGAUGGUUGGCAAAGAUUGGUAAGACCGUGGAUGAUUUCGACGAGGAGGCGAAGAUAUUAGGUGGGAUGAAGAAGUAA